Messenger RNA from Lotus japonicus, 970 nucleotides. RefSeq lists its product as uncharacterized. Lineage: Eukaryota; Viridiplantae; Streptophyta; Magnoliopsida; Fabales; Fabaceae. The transcript is spliced from 2 exons. The coding region runs from base 23 to 610 and encodes 195 amino acids. The record is from RefSeq and is a predicted model, not a curated record.
CCGACAUCUACCAGAGCGGGUUAUGCGCCAGUUUGGCUUCAUACAGGACAUCCCUCGACACCCCUCUGAGAUCCAGACGACGGGGUCCCUUGCUGAGACCACAGAUGCUGCCUAUGCUGAGUUUGAGCCGCACCUCCGCCCUCAGGGGAUACCUGCUACAUAUCCGGGAGAGGCGGUGGAGGGUUACAUGAGGUGGUAUAGCAGAGUGUCCCAUGUGUUCAUCAUCCCUGAGGAUAGGAGGGAGGAGCUUAGUGCCGUGUCUGCCAUACGUAGGGGUGUGGAGUUGUUGGAGCAGUCCCUGGAGGUGCCAGGUGCUCUUGCUCCAGGGACACAGCCCCGAAUCCUCACGGAGAGGCCGCUCGAUCUCUUUCGACGGAGUUCCUUCGUUGGUACCCAGGGAGUUGCCUUUUCUGCUAUUCGAGGAGCCGCAUCUGCGGGAGGCAGAGCUCGUGGAGGCAGAACUCGUGGAGGCAGAGCUCGUGGAGGCCGACCCCGUGGAGGCGGAGCUCGUGGAGGCAGAGCUCGUGGAGAGGGUGAUCCUGGAGAGGGUGUUCGUGGAGGUCGAGCUCGUGGACCCAGAGGUCGCAGGGGGCGGGGUCGGGGAGAGUGAUUUGAUUACACUUGUUAUGUGGGAUCCAUUAUUAUGUAUAUGUUAGGACUUUUUAUGUUAUGUUAUGACUCUUGCCUCGUUUUAUUUACAUGUGUUAUAUUUUUAGUCUUAAUAUUAUGACUCUUAUAAUGAAAAAAACAGAAACAACGACAACAUAUAAAUAAUUCAAAGCAUGUAGUAAUCCAUGACAAUAAGUUAAACGGUUACACAACCAAAUUAAACAUAAGCAACACCGAAAACAAAAUUAUUCCUCUGUGAUAUCGAUGAAGUCAUGGGGUCCGCAAUCUUUUGGGAAUACCUUCACUAGGUUGGGCAAUGUUAUAUUAAGAUAACAAACAGUUCCUCUAGGUGCAAACACAG